Molecule: messenger RNA, 3085 nt
Organism: Beta vulgaris subsp. vulgaris (sugar beet)
Lineage: Eukaryota; Viridiplantae; Streptophyta; Magnoliopsida; Caryophyllales; Amaranthaceae
Product: arginine decarboxylase
Exons: 1
Coding region: 576-2774 (732 amino acids)
Biological process (GO): L-arginine catabolic process; spermidine biosynthetic process
Molecular function (GO): arginine decarboxylase activity
Source: RefSeq, a predicted model, not a curated record
ACCCUUCAUGCAAUUCUCGCCAUCUCCUCCAUCAUCACCUUAAUCUUCUUCUUCCUCAUUUUUUCUCUGCAACUAUUUUAACACCUAUAUUUCAAAAACCCUAGCCGUUAUUUCAUUUUCUCUCUCCUCUUUUUCUCUUCUUUCCAAAUUACCCAGAAAAAUAAACAUAAACCCAGAUCUGCAUGCUGAAUUUCCCUUACAUUUAGAUCUGUAUUAUUCACAUUCAACCCAUUUUAUUUUGAAAUUGAAAUUCAAUCAUAUUUCUCCUGAAUUCUUCGUGGGAAAAUCACAAUCGUCUGAUAAUAAAAUCUGGGUUGAUUUCAACCGUUGAUUCCUUUUCCAUUUGUUUAUAUUUGAGGGGGUUAGCCGGGGCUACGGCCUCGGCGGGUUUUAAAACCCCCAUUUUAUUUCACCCUUUGUGGUAAAUAAAAAAGAAAUAAAAAUUCCUCUUUUAUUCAUUUUUUCUCCUCCACAAAAUAAACCUCCUCCUGAGAAAUUUAACCCCAUUUUUUUUAGGAAUUCUUUUUGGUAGCUUUUUAGGAGAGAGAAAACAGAUCGGAAGGGGAAGAUAGAAGAUGCCGGCGUGUCCCGCCAUUGUUUCCGGCGGUUUUCCUCCUGGUUUCGCCGCUUUUUCCACCGUCGAUAAUCUCUCUCUUCCCCUCCCAGAUCAUAUGAUUACUCCGACGACGACGACGACAACAACAACAACGGAGUGGUCCUCAGACCACUCCGCUAACCUCUACCGUAUCGACCGUUGGGGUCCGCCUUAUUUCAAAGUUAACAACAAUGGAAACUUAGCAAUCAAGCCAUUUGGGGAAGCAUCAUUGCCACAUCAAGAAAUUGAUCUAUUGAAAGUUGUCAAGAAAGUAUCUGACCCCAAAUCAAAUGGUGGGUUAGGUCUUCAAUUGCCUCUUAUUAUCCGGUUUCCAGAUAUUCUUAAACACCGUCUGGAAUCACUUCAAUCAGCUUUUGAUUUCGCUGUUCAAUCACAAGGUUAUGGAGGUCAUUACCAGGGAGUUUACCCUGUGAAAUGUAAUCAAGACAGGUUUAUUGUUGAGGAUAUUGUUAAAUUCGGUUCCGCUUUUCGAUUCGGGCUCGAAGCUGGGUCGAAACCGGAGCUUUUACUUGCAAUGAGCUCCCUUUGUAAGGGUCAUCCUGAUGCUUUCUUGGUAUGUAAUGGUUUCAAAGAUGCUGAGUAUAUUUCUCUUGCGAUUAUUGCUAGGAAACUUGCUAUUAAUACUGUCAUUGUGCUUGAACAAGAGGAGGAAGUUGAUUUGGUGAUUGAAUUGAGUAGGUUGCUUCAUGUUAGGCCUGUAAUUGGGGUUAGGGCAAAGCUUAGGACGAAACAUUCGGGUCAUUUUGGGUCUACUUCUGGUGAGAAGGGGAAGUUUGGGUUAACAACUGUUCAAAUUCUUAGGGUUGUUAGGAAACUUGAGGUAGUUGGGAUGUUGGAUUGUCUUCAACUGUUGCAUUUUCAUAUUGGGUCUCAAAUUCCUUCAACUACACUUUUAGCUGAUGGUGUUUCUGAGGGUGCUCAGGUUUACUGUGAAUUGGCUCGUCUUGGUGCUUGUAUGCGAGUGAUUGACAUUGGUGGUGGUCUUGGGAUCGAUUAUGAUGGUUCGAAAUCGACUGAGUCUGAUGUUUCAGUGGGUUAUACAUUGGAGGAGUAUGCUUCUGCUGUUGUUAGGGCUGUUGGAGUUGUUUGUGAUAGGAAAGGGAUGAAACAUCCAGUUAUAUGUAGUGAAAGUGGCAGGGCUAUUGUUUCCCAUCACUCAAUUUUGCUAUUUGAGGCGGUUUCUUCGACUGGUUCGGCUGCUCCUCCGGCAAUGUCGCCAGAAGGAUUGGAUUGUUUGGUUCAAGGCCUACCAGAGGAGGCUCGUGGAGAUGUGCAUAAUAUAUCUGCUUCAGUUAAAAAUGGGGAUUUUGAUUCUUGCUUGUUGUAUGCUGAUCAGUUGAAGCAACGUUGCAUUGAACAGUUUAAAGAUGGAUGUUUAGGAAUGGAGCAGCUCGCGGCAGUUGAUGGGUUAUGCGAAAUGGUGUCGAAUGCACUUGGUAUGAGUGAUCCUGUGAGAUCUUACCAUGUUAAUUUGUCAGUUUUUACUUCAAUUCCUGACUUUUGGGGGAUUGGGCAGUUGUUUCCAAUAACCCCAAUUCAUAAACUUGAUCAAAGACCUGGGGUUAGAGGGAUUUUAUCGGAUUUAACAUGUGACAGUGAUGGUAAGAUUGAUAAGUUUAUUGGAGGUGAGUCUAGUUUGCCAUUACAUGAUUUGAGGAGAGAGAAUGGCAAUGAUGGUGGUGAUGGUGGGUAUUAUCUGGGGAUGUUUUUGGGCGGGGCUUAUGAGGAGGCACUUGGAGGAUUCCACAACCUUUUCGGAGGCCCGAGCGUUGUUCGGGUCUUGCAGAGCGACGGGCCAUACAGUUUCGCAGUGACACGGGCUGUUCCUGGUCCCUCCUCUGCGGAUGUCCUCCGGGUGAUGCAGCACGAGCCCGAGCUUAUGUACCAGACUCUCAAGCACCGAGCUGAGGAGUGCCUCCAACACGAUGAGGACGAAACUGCCACCCUCGCUAACGGGCUGGCCUGCUCUUUCAGCAAUAUGCCGUACCUUGUGGCGGGUCCCACAGCUGUAACUAGCGGCUUUGUCAAGAACAACAAUAACAACAAUGUCAAUGGGUAUCAUCAUCCAUACUUUUGUGGUGCCGAGGAUAGCUGCAAUGGCAGUGCUGUUGAGGUUGCUAAUGCCGAGGAUGAGCAGUGGUCUUAUGUCUGUGCUUGAGAGUUUUCAUUUAGCCUCCAUCCCCAGUAAUUGCCAGCCAUAUUUAAUGGUCUUUUAGUUCGUCGUCGGAGUCGUCAUCGUCUGUUUUUUCGAUUAGAGUUAUUUCGUUUCAUUUAAUUUAGUAGUUUCCAUUUCCAUGAAGUAUACAAAGUGUAAGAAAUCAGUAUAAUACAGUCUUGCAUUUUGUAGGAUAGGAGGGAAAUCUUAAGUUUCCCUGGAUUAAUGCAUGUAUUAGUUCCGGGGAUAUUUGCUCUUUUCCUCCUGUCAUGUCCUUUUUAAUUACCAUUAUUAGACUUUUUUUGUUCACAAUA